GUUUUCUGAUUGGACGAGAGCAGGAGCUCUCUGACACGAUUGGUUUUCCGGGCUCUUCCGGUGAACAUGGCGGCUGUGAGAGCACUGAGGGGCUGCAGCCGGUCAUUCGUCCGUCUGGCCAGUCUUAGGCAGCUGACCUCAUGUAACCGGUUUUUGCUGAUAAAAGCAUGGAAACAACCUAAUUCUUUAAAUCUGCAAACUUCACAGCUCAGGUACUUCAGAACUAUUUCAGCAUUGAAUGGUCAGAUUGUACAGUUCAAUUUGUCAGACAUUGGAGAAGGAAUCACAGAGGUCACAUUGAAAGACUGGUAUGUGAAAGUAGGUGACACGGUGUCCCAGUUUGACAGUAUCUGUGAAGUACAGAGUGACAAGGCUUCAGUGACAAUCACAAGCCGCUAUGAUGGGGUUAUUCGGAAGUUGCAUUACAGUGUGGAUGACACAGCAUUGGUUGGAAAGCCUCUGGUUGACAUUGAAAAAGAUGUUCUUAAAGAUGGAGCCCCAGAAGAAGAUGUUGUGGAGACUGCUGCUGCAUCGCAAGAACAUACACACCAGGAAAUAAAGGGACACAGGACUCAAGCAACUCCUGCUGUCAGACGCCUUGCCAUGGAGAACAAUAUCAAACUGAGUGAAAUAGUGGGCACUGGACGGGACGGACGUAUCCUAAAAGAAGACAUUUUAAACUUUCUGGCCAAACAAACAGGAGCCAUAAUACCGCCUUCUCCAGAAAUUGAAAUCAUACCUCCUUUUCCUAGAGCACAGAUCCCCAAGUCAUCCCAGAAAGAGGUGACUCCUAGCAUCCCUGUGACUUUCACUAAGCCCAUUACAUUCUCAGGGAAGGAUGUGACGGAGCCAUUGAAAGGGUUCCAUAAAGCCAUGGUGAAGACAAUGUCUGCUGCAUUAAAGAUCCCUCAUUUUGGGUACUGUGAUGAAAUUGAUAUGACACAACUUGUCCAAAUAAGAGAGGACCUAAAGCCUGCAGCUGAAGCACGAGGGGUCCGUCUGUCAUUCAUGCCCUUCUUCAUCAAGGCAGCCAGUCUGGGUUUACUGCAGUAUCCAGUCCUCAACGCAUCAUUGGAUGAAAAUUGUCAGAAUAUUACCUAUAAGGCUGCUCACAACAUUGGUAUUGCUAUGGAUACACCCCAAGGUCUGAUUGUCCCGAAUGUGAAGAAUGUACAAGUCCGAAGUAUAUUUGAAAUUGCUACUGAACUUAACCGACUACAGAACCUGGGUUCCUCGGGGCAACUGGGGGCUGCUGAGCUGACAGGGGGAACUUUUACACUAUCCAACAUUGGUUCUAUUGGGGGUACCUACGCCAAGCCUGUAAUAUUACCUCCAGAAGUGGCUAUUGGAGCGUUUGGAAAAAUGCAGGUUGUUCCACGGUUCGACUCAAGAGGGCAGGUGGUAAAAGCUCACAUUCUCAACAUUAGCUGGUCUGCGGACCACAGGAUUAUCGAUGGAGCAACCAUGUCCAGAUUCUCUAAUCUCUGGAAAUCCUACCUCGAGAACCCAUCUUCCAUGCUCCUGGAUCUAAAAUGAAACGGAUGAAGAGAAGUAUUAUAUUUUCUCCACUAACAGGAACAACACACUCUCCCCACCAAAAACCUCUGUCUGAUUUUCCUUCACUGUGGGAGGCACUGCAUUCUCAAUGUCCUAUGGACAAAUGUGCACAAUAAAGCACAAGUUACAGGACGACUUUACAGUUCAAGGAUAUCGUUCUCUGUUUAGUAUUUUAACUUUUUAGAUUCAAAUGUCUGGAAAAUACUUUACAAGGUAUUGUCAGCCCAUCUAUCUGUGAAUGGCUUUAAGCCGAUCUCGGAAACACAGUGGGCCUUACUAAAUAAAUUGCCUAAAGGAGAAGGUAUGCUUGUUUUUAAAUCCCAUUCAGAUUAUGCCUUUCAGUCAUAUGAUACACAAUGGGAGGAUGAGAGGAAGAAUUUGGUUGCCAUGGGCAUC
This is a messenger RNA of Nanorana parkeri, 1953 nucleotides long. RefSeq names its product dihydrolipoamide branched chain transacylase E2 (gene DBT). NCBI's taxonomy places the organism in Eukaryota, Metazoa, Chordata, Amphibia, Anura, Dicroglossidae. Gene Ontology annotation, cellular component: mitochondrion; cytoplasm. Gene Ontology annotation, molecular function: lipoic acid binding; acetyltransferase activity. Bases 67 to 1536 code for a protein of 489 amino acids. The transcript has 11 exons. The record is from RefSeq and is a predicted model, not a curated record.